AUGAAUGCAGUUAAAAAAUUUGGAUCGAAUCAUGGGUCCCCUAAAAAAAAUAAUCCAAAAUCUCCCGAAACCGCCAAGUCGGGCCACCAAAGGUCGGGUACUUCAACAACCAUCGAUAAUUUGGACGAAGUCUCUCCCGAAUUGGUUCCUAUUGUGACCUUGUUGAGUUCCCAGUCCCACCGCCGUUAUCAUGAAGGGUUAUUCAUGUUGUACCACGAUUUAAACGGUGAUGGUAAGCCGGCAGACCGUGAAUGGAAAGAGGUUUACGGGAUAUUGACUGGUAACCAGUUAGCUUAUUGGGAUGCUGCCAACUUGGCUGCUUUCAGAAACAACCCGGACGCUUUAUUGGAUGCUUCUGCUAAACCAAAUUAUUUAAAUUUCACCGAUUCAAUUUUCAACGCCAUGAAAAAUUUACCAGCGGCUAAACAAAAUUUGGAAAAUGUUAUAAUUGUUUCAACAACCCUUAAAAAUCGUUACAUUAUUCAAUUCAAAUCUUAUAAAGAUUUAAUAGAUUGGCAUUUAUCGUUGAGAUUGGCCAAUUAUGAAUACCAAUCUUUACAAGAAGCCUACACCGGUGCUUUACUUUCCGCUAGGGGUUCAAGAUUAUCGGAUAUUAGAACGGUUUUGGCAGAGAAACGUUUCGAUCAUGAAGAUUGGGUCAGUAUAAGAUACGGUUCUGGAAUGGCUUGGAAAAGAUGCUAUGCGGUGGUGGAACCAAGUAACCCAAAAAAGAAGAGUUUCCAGCCCGGUAGAAUUGUUUUCUAUGAAAAUGAUCAAAAAAAGAAAAAACAAUUGAUGGCAGAGGUCACUAGUGCCACGUCGGUUACCGCUGUUUAUCCGUCUUCUCAUUUACUUGUUGAUCAUAGUACUAUGUUAAAAUUAGAAUGUUCAAUUAAUUUCAAAUCUCCUUCAGUUAAACCUUCUUCUAAAAACCUUGCUGAUAUUACCAAUACGUCGGUUUUCUUAAUGCCCGAACAACAUAGUGCAGUUCCUGGGUUUGACACUUUGAUCAGAUUCUUGAUUCCUCUAUUAGACGCUUUUGGUCUUUAUGGUCGUCCAAAACGUUUAAAAGCUGAUCGAGUAGAUCCAGAAUCUUUAUUAUUUGGUUUGCCUACUUUACCCCACGUCCAUUAUUUGAAUCUUGAUGAUUUAGAACAAUUGGCUUCGAGACCUGAUUGGCUAUCUUGGGACGUUGGUCAAUGGACUCAAAAUUUGAAAAAUAUCAUGAAAUUGAAAUUGGAUCGUGGUUAUGAAGGUUGCGGCUCCGCAAGAGGUUUUGGUGGGGCAGUCAAUUCUUUGAAAAGUCCUAAAUUGGGUAGCCCUAAUUCGGCCACUUUUAAAGGGAGUCCUUUGAAAAAUUCUUCUUCCUCAAGAAGUCAAACUCCUUUGAGAAAUGAUGGCAUUUUGGCUCAUUCUAAUCAUAGACCUCCUCCUCCUCCUGCUGCUAAUGGUAAAACUUUGGCUCCUGCUCCCGGUAUAAAUCCUUCAGAAAAGAAAAAUCCAAAUAAUUUAACCAUUAACCCUCCAAAUAAUUCAAAAGAACAACAUAAAUCAAUUCAUUUGGCUGAAAUCUAUAAUAACUAUAAUGAAAUUGAAUCUCCCUCUGAUCAAUUUCAAGUUGAUAGAAAUAAAUUAUUAAAUGGCGGUCCCGGUGAAAUUAAAGAAGAAGAUUUACCUUCAAGAAUGCAAAAAAUUAAUCUUGCCGGUAAUGGUCCUGGUCCCGCUUAUCCAAAAGAUGAUCAUGAAUUAUUCAGUGAUGAUGAUUCUGAUGAUGAACCUAAACAAGUUGGUAAAUAUCCUGGCAUUCCUCAAAAUCCUGGAUUGGCAGUCCCUAGUUAUGGAAGUCGUAACGGUAGUUAUUCUUCGGUUCAAUCCCCAAUGACUCAAUAUAAUGAAUUCAAUCAACAAUUUAAUAAACAGGUUGUUGAUCCUCAUAAGCCUCCGUUUGCUAGUUCGGACGAUGAUAGAUCUGAAACUGAAUCUCCUCCUCCGAUCCCUCCUCCUCAUCAAAAUCAACAAUAUCCUCCAAAUCAACAAUUCCCUCAAAAUAAACAAUCAAACAUUCAGAAAUCGAAACCUUCUUAUAAUUUGGCUAAUAAUACUCAAACUCCUCCAGUAUUAUCUCCUAAUAAACCAAGAUAUAUUACUUCUCCAAAUCAUUCCCAAAAUCAACUUCCUCGCUUCCAAACCCAUGAUACUUCCGUUCCUGGUUCAGCCCCUACUCCGGUUCCGGCUCCUGCUCCGGUUCCUCAAGGUUAUCAACAGGGUGCUCCUCCUCACCAACGUAUGAUGAGAGGUCCGGUUCCUCCUCAACAGUACGGUGGUGCUCCUCCUCCUCAACAGUACGGUGCACCUCCUCCUCAACAAUACGGUGCUCCUCAUCCCCAACAACAAAUACAUCCUCAGCAACCUCCCCAAGGUAAUUCAUAUCCAAACUCUCUGCAGUUUGGCUAUCAAGCACCUCCUCAACCGCAACCACAACCACAACCCCAUCCUUAUCAGGGACGCCCUCCUAUGCAAGGUUACCCUCCAAAUGGAAUGUAUCAAGCAGGUGCUCCUCCACCAGGGGGUAUGAAAAAACCUGGCCAACAAAAAUUAAGUCCUGCUAUGCUUGGUGGUGGUCCUAGUACAGCUCCUGGUAUGGGAAGUGGAAUGCCACGUCCUCAACCUCAAAAUGCUGCUAGUAUGCGUGCUUACGGUAAUGAUGGUCCUUCAGGACAAUAUCAACAAGGUAUGCCUGCAAGAAAUAAUCCAACUGGUAGACCUCCUGUACAACAACAAGGAGUUCCUCCAGCUAGUUAUGCAAGAAGAUAUUAG
Hyphopichia burtonii NRRL Y-1933 is the source of this 2817-nucleotide messenger RNA. RefSeq lists its product as uncharacterized. The transcript has 2 exons. The record is from RefSeq and is a predicted model, not a curated record. Bases 1 to 2817 code for a protein of 938 amino acids. NCBI's taxonomy places the organism in Eukaryota, Fungi, Ascomycota, Pichiomycetes, Serinales, Debaryomycetaceae.